AUCUUGAAUCGUUGAAAUCCCCGUCUAUUUAUAUACAGGCAACUCUACAAGCCAACUAGAACCAUCAAGGGUCCUGUAGAGACGACUAAGGAGGAACGAGCUGAAAAAAGAGCGCAAACGCAAAGCAGAAGACAGUAAACUAGCUAAACAUUUCUCGUUAUCGAGCCUAGUGUUUGUAUAUGUAAGGAGUGUUAAUCGUAGUCAAGAUUUAUAGUACACUAGUAAUAGUUGCGGUCUUUCUGUGAGGAUAAUGGCUCCAACUAUUCAGACACAAGCUCAGCGAGAAGACGGUCACAGGAGUUCCUCUCAUAGAACGGUCCCAGAAAGAUCUGGAGUCGUCUGUCGGGUUAAGUACUGCAACAGCUUACCUGACAUCCCAUUUGACCCUAAAUUCAUCACAUACCCCUUUGACCAGCACAGGUUUGUGCAGUAUAAGGCCACCUCGUUAGAAAAGCAGCACAAACAUGAACUGCUGACAGAGCCAGACCUUGGAGUCACCAUUGACCUAAUCAACCCAGACACCUACCGUAUUGACCCCAGCAUUCUCUUAGAUCCAGCUGACGAGAAACUACUGGAGGAGGACAUUCAGGCUCCAUCAAGCUCCAAACGAUCCCAGCAGCAUGCCAAGGUAGUCCCAUGGAUGAGGAAAACGGAGUACAUCUCCACAGAGUUCAACAGAUACGGAGUCUCCAAUGAGAAAGUGGAAGUCAAGAUUGGAGUGUCCGUCAAACAGCAGUUCACCGAGGAGGAAAUCUAUAAGGAUAGGGACAGCCAGAUUUCUGCCAUUGAGAAGACAUUUGAGGAUGCACAAAAAUCGGUCACCCAGCACUACAGUAAACCCAGAGUCACUCCUGUUGAGGUGCUUCCAGUGUUCCCUGACUUUAAGAUGUGGAUCAACCCAUGUGCCCAAGUCAUCUUUGACUCGGAUCCUGCACCCAAAGACAUGGCCGGACCUGCUGGUGUGGACAUGAUGUCACAAGCCAUGAUUAGAGGUAUGAUGGACGAGGAAGGAAAUCAGUUUGUGGCCUACUUCCUACCAAACGAAGAAACACUUCGCAAGCGCAAGAGAGAUGUGGACGAAGAAUUGGACUACAUGCCUGAAGACCUGUAUGACUACAAGAUAGCCAGGGAGUACAACUGGAACGUGAAGAACAAGGCCAGCAAGGGCUACGAGGAGAACUAUUUCUUCAUCUUCAGAGAUGGGGAUGGAGUCUACUACAACGAGCUGGAGACGAGAGUGCGUCUGAGCAAGAGAAGGGCCAAGGCUGGAGCCCAGUCCACCACAAACGCCGUGCUGGUGUGUAAGCACAGAGACAUGAACGAGAAGGAGCUGGAAGCCCAGGAUGCCCGCAAGGCCCAGCUGGAGAACCACGAGCCAGAGGACGAGGAGGACCUGGAUCUGGAUAAAGACCUGCAGGACUCGGGUGACGAGAAGGAGAAAGGCAGUGACAGCGAAGGAGACAACUCGGAGAGCGAGUCUGAGCGAGAGGAGGAGGAGGCGCCGGCGGAGCGCAGGGACGAGGAGGAGGAGGAGGAGGAGGAGGGGGAGGGAGCCAAGCGGAGGAGGAAGACCAGCGCCAGCGGCAGCGAGAGCGGCGAGGAGAGGACACGGGAGAUGAGGGACGAAGAGGAGAUCUUUGGCAGCGACGACGACAGCGAGGACAACGAGGCCAAGGGCGGCGCGCGCAGCAGCGGCGAGGAGGGCAGCGGGAGCGAGGACGAAGGGGAGAGGGGGCGGAGGAGGAGCGGCAGUGCGACUCCCGCCCACAGCAGCGCCAGCGGCAGCCCUCACUCUGGGGGCGGGGCUCAGAGCGGAAGUGGCAGCGAGCAGGGCUCAGACUCCAGUGAUGGCAGCGACAGUGAAUAGGGCCGCCGGACCGGUACCAGUACUCAUCCCACGUCUCAUCCCUAUGCUCCAGGCGGGCGAUUUCUCAGAGCCACAAAUGUAAUAUAUCCGGCUCGUCCCUUUUUAAACGGCACAGUCUGGGAACAGAAUCUCUGUCUCGUUGAUGAUGCCUGUCUGCUUGACAGAGGGGAUGCACUACUUGUACACUGUAGUUUAGUGUAUGGUUCAAAUAUGUACACAAGUUUUUUUUCUGUUGGGAUCUCAUGCCUAACCCUGUUGAAUUUCAGUUUGUUUCCAUGUCCUCUCACCAUUAGAGGGUUGCAUUAUGUCUUUGAAAAUGGACAAUAAAAUGCAGCGCUAUGUUAUAAUGCAGUGUUGCAUUUUAUAGGCUUUUAUGUCAUUUUUUUGCAGAUAGUGAAUACAUCAAUGGACAUGUCAAUUAUGAACAUGUAGACUUUGUAAAUAAAUUGUAGUUGCUGAUUUUAUAAAA
Messenger RNA from Osmerus eperlanus (European smelt), 2336 nucleotides. It is a transcript of the gene paf1, whose product is annotated as PAF1 homolog, Paf1/RNA polymerase II complex component. Gene Ontology annotation, molecular function: RNA polymerase II complex binding; chromatin binding. The record is from RefSeq and is a predicted model, not a curated record. Bases 251 to 1867 code for a protein of 538 amino acids. Lineage: Eukaryota; Metazoa; Chordata; Actinopteri; Osmeriformes; Osmeridae. Gene Ontology annotation, biological process: transcription elongation by RNA polymerase II. Gene Ontology annotation, cellular component: Cdc73/Paf1 complex. The transcript is spliced from 14 exons.